AAGUGCAAUAACGGAAGCGGAAGUGAGCGCUCCGGAGACUGCGGGUCUGAAAUCUGGUUGACGCGUCUGCAGCUACCGCAGAGCUCCUCUAGAUUCAUAGAAUUCAAUUAUGGGUGUGAGAGGUUUGCAGGGGUUUGUGGGAAGUACCUGCCCACAUAUAUGUACAGUGGUAAAUAUCCCCGAGCUGGCCAGGCAACACCGAAACAAGUACCCCGAAUGUACUCCCACCAUUGUGGUGGACGCCAUGUGCUGCCUGCGAUACUGGUACACACCAGAGUCUUGGGUCUGUGGUGGCCAGUGGCGAGAAUACUUUUCUGCUUUGAGAGAUUUUGUUACGGCCUUCACAUCUGCGGGCAUCAAGUUGGUAUUCUUCUUUGAUGGUAUGGUGGAGCCAGGUAAGAGAGAUGAGUGGGUAAAGCGAAGACUUAAGAACAACAGGGAGAUAUCCAAGAUUUUCCACCAUAUCAAGUCAAAAAGAGAUCAGCCAGGCAGAAACAUGUUUUUCAUCCCCUCCGGCCUGGCCAUAUUUACAAGGUUCGCUCUAAAGACACUGGGCCAGGAGACUUUCUGUUCAUUACGGGAAGCAGACUAUGAGGUAGCUUCUUACGGUCUCCAGCACAACUGUCUUGGGAUCCUUGGGGAAGACACCGAUUACUUAAUUUAUGACACCUGUCCCUACUUUUCGAUCGGCGACCUUUGCCUAGAGAGUCUCGAAACCAUUAUGCUGUGUCGAGAAAAGCUCUGUGAGAGCCUCAGCCUCCACGUGGCCGACCUUCCUCUGCUGGCCUGUCUGCUUGGCAAUGACAUCACCCCAGAGGGCAUGUUUGAAAGCUUUCGGUACAAGUGCUUGUCCUCCUAUGCUUCUGUGAAAGAGAAUAUUGGCAAGAAAGGAAACAUUAUCUUAGCUGUCUCAGACUAUAUCUCCAAAGUCCUUCACUUGCAUCAAGGUGAGAAAAAGAUAGAAGAGAUGUUACCCCUGGGGACAAACAAACUUCUUUUUUACAAAGGAGUGACAUCAUAUCUUCUGCCAGGACAGAAGUCUCCAUGGUUAAUUCAGAAACCCAAAGGCAUGACAGACAAGCAGGUGGUGAGUUUAAACCCUGCAUCCAAGCAAGAAGUUCCUAUGUGUAUAGACUCUGAAUGCAAACAAGAAGUUCACGUGUGCGCCAAUCCUGAGUCCACGCAAGAAGUUCCCAUGUGUAUGGAUCCUGAAUCCAACCAAGAAGCUUCCAUGUCCACAGAUCCUGAAUCCAAACAAGAAGUGCCUAUGUGCACAGAUCCUGAAUCCAAGCAAGAAGUUUUCAUAUAUGCAUUCCCAGAGUUCAAGCAAAAAUUACCUUCAGAAACAGACUCUGAGUUUGAUCUAGAAGCACUCAUGUAUACACAAUCUGAAAUUAAACAAGAAGAUGCCAUGGAUAUGGAACCUGAAGUAAAACAAGUAACCAUGAUUUCAAACUCUGAAAUCUUAAAGGUGGCCAGGAUGCAGCACGUCCACUCAGAAAGCUACCUGGUAUACAACAUCAUGAGCAGCGGGGAGAUUGAGUGCAGCAACACCCUGGAGGACGAGCUGGACCAGGCCCUCCCCAGCCAAGCCUUCAUCUACCGCCCGGUCCGGCAGCGCGUAUACUCACUUUUACUUGGGGACUGGAAAGAUGGAGCCAGCAUUGGCCCAGUGGUCAAGGAGUGGUUUGUGUACCCUGGAAACUCCCUGAAGCACCCAGACCUUGUUAGGCCUCUGCAGAUGACCGUUGAAGGGGGAACACCUAGUUUGGAGGUUUUGUGGCUGAGCCAAGAGCCAGAAGCCCAGGCCCAGCGCCUGGACACAUUGCUAGCCUGCUUCAACCUCUCCUCCUCCAGAGAAGAGCUUCAGGCAGUGGAAAGCCCAUUGCGAGCGCUGUGCUGCCUCCUCAUCUACCUCUUUGUCCAGGUGGACACUCUUUCCCUGGAAGACCUGCAUGCAUUUAUCGCUCAGGCCUUGUGCCUCCAAGGAAAAUCAGCCUCUCAGCUUAUGAAUUUACAGGAAGCAGACAGUAUGAGCAUGACCAGUGGAGAAGAUACUAGGUGUCAUACAGAAGAGUAUGGAAAGAGGAUGCAGCACCCAGACCCUGCCCUCCUCCCAAGAAGUGAUGUCACCCAGUCUCAUCAUCAAGGAGAUGGCAACUGGGACCACACUUUAAAGGAAGGAAAAAUACUUUUCAGAGGUUUCUCCCACAUAUAUUGUAAAUAGUUUCCAUCAGUUUGUUUCAGAGUUGUUCCUGACUCAUGACUGGGAACUCAUCGCUACCAUCAUAAAUGCUCUCUUUGAAAUCUUAGUUAUUUUUCUAUUACUGGGCAUAGGCACCAUGACCAAAGCAACUUGUGGAAGAAAGCAUUAAUUUGGGACUUCAGGUUCCAGAGGGUAGUAGAGCCCAUGUCUACCAUGUUGGGGCACAUGACCGCAGGCAGGAUAAGGAGGACUAUCUAAUUGGGAAUGGCUUGGGGUUUUGAAACUUCAAAGCCCACCCCCAGUGACACACCUCCACCAGCAAGACCACACCUUCUAAUCUUUUCCACCAACUGGAGACCAAACAUUCUUUGACCCUAUGGGGUCAUUCUCAUUCAAACUACCACACAUGGUAUCUAAUAGCUAUACAAUCUGUCAGAAAUUCCUUUUUAAUUAGAAGUUCUAACACUAACAGAAGUAAGUGUUCAACUAUUUUUUUCUCUUGACUUACAAAAGUGUUUGGAUAGGAAAAAAAAAAAAAAAAGAACAACUAAAUUCUUGCUUUCUUGUGUGAGAGUUGGUUCUGCUUGGAAGAAAAAUGGCUCGGAAUAAUAGUGGCUGCUCUUCCAGAGAACCAAGGUGUUAUUCCCAGCACCCACAUGAUGGCUUAUAACUCUCUGUAACUACAGUUCCAGGGGAUCUAAAACCUCUUCUGGCCACUGUGGGCAUCAGACACACCAAUGAGUCAUGUACAAUACACAGAGGCAAAACACCCAUAAAGAUGAAAUAAUUAAGUAAAAUAUGGUUUUUAAAGAAACAUGCUGGGUUAAACUUUGAAGUACAAGCCUCUUUAAACUGUGAGGUUAUUAUCAUCUCCACGGGGAACAUGAGAGCAGCUGUGCCUGCCCGGAGCCCUCAUGGUGAUCUCUGGGGAGAUGCACGUACUUCUGGUCACUGGAAAAUGUACCCUUCCAGUGCUGCUGUCUUUAAGAUUUCAGUAAGCUUCUAGAAAUGCUCGUUUCCACCUUUACACUGACAGUUACCCAGACCACUGACUCGGAUGUGCUGUGUGGGACUCUGGGGUUUCUCCUUGAAAUUCUUGUAUUUAUAAGAAAGGUAUAUUUAUCUCCCACAUGUGGAAACAGUUGUAUUUGUUCAGCUUCAUUCUGCUCCUGAAGGACUUCUGCAUAGUGCAUAGGCAGAGCUUGUAGCCCAGACUUUGCUGCCUAGAUUUGGAGCUGGCUUUCACUCUAAUAUUCAUUUCCUGUCCUUUUCAUUCUUCAUUUGCUACUUUCAAACAUUGCUUCCUUUAGAAGUCCUGUUUCUUGGCUGUUUACUUUGUUUACUUGGCUGUGCAACUUUGAAUUAAGAUUCUGAUCUCUUAGAUUGAAAGUAUAUUUCUAUGAAAGUUUUUUUCUGUCACAGAAUCUCCAUUCUGACUUGUCAAUAAAAUGUAUGUGUCAGUCAUAA
Psammomys obesus (fat sand rat) is the source of this 3673-nucleotide messenger RNA. RefSeq names its product family with sequence similarity 120B (gene Fam120b). Gene Ontology annotation, cellular component: nucleus. The coding region runs from base 110 to 2227 and encodes 705 amino acids. The record is from RefSeq and is a predicted model, not a curated record. The transcript has 8 exons. NCBI's taxonomy places the organism in Eukaryota, Metazoa, Chordata, Mammalia, Rodentia, Muridae.